Molecule: messenger RNA, 4979 nt
Organism: Owenia fusiformis
Lineage: Eukaryota; Metazoa; Annelida; Polychaeta; Sabellida; Oweniidae
Source: the annotation of a GenBank genome assembly
CUCCAAGGUCAGUGAGGAGAAUCCUCGAAAAGUUUUCGAACAAUUUUCAGUUUAUAUUUCCCUUUUAAAAGACAUCCUGCGUUAUGAAAGCGAAUUAUUAGCAAGGUACACAUUGGCUUAAUUAGUAUCUCCAAAGACGUAUACGAAAUGGAUGUAGAGAGAUACUUAAUUCCAUGGUAUUGAAGUUAUAAAUCCUGAGUAAUUUUUUUGAGUCUUGAGUUCUGACUCUCUCAGUCUCUGAGCAUUUGCAACAAUUCACAGAUUUCAACGAAAGGAACGCAACUGUACAAGAGUUUAUCAUUGGAACAUUUCAUAUAAGAGUGAAACAGUCUACUUCGCUUAGCGGUUACCAAAGAUUUAUAUUUUGUCUGUGAGAUUUCUACAGAGACGCAACAGCUGUAGUAAAUUGCGUAAUCUGUAAUUCGUCUAUAAUAUAAUCAUCCAUAAUGCAGCGACUACAAAACCUAAUUUGUAGCAUGAAUGUUACACCAAUGGCUAAGUCUAUCAGAAUGCUCCAGGUUUUGGAGAGAACUAGUAGUGCCAUGAUAUGUCAAAGACAUGGCCAAAGACAUCAACAUUCGAGUGCAGAGUCAUUUCUAAGUGGAACUUCAUCUUCAUAUGUCGAAGAAAUGUUCAAUGCAUGGUUAGAAGAUCCCAAAUCUGUCCAUAAAUCAUGGGACUCUUACUUUCGUAUGACCCAACAAGGGGCUAAGCCAGGAGAUGCAUACAGAGCACCACCCCCUAUGCCUAAGCCUGUGCUGGUCUACCCUGGCUAUACACCGAUGCCUGAGGGUAUGAUGCCAAUGCCUAUGCCCCAAACUGUCCCAGCUGUGGGAACAGGUGCCCCAGAUGCUAAAGCUAUUCAGGAUCACUUAGCGGUGCAGCUCAUCAUUAGAUCUUAUCAGGUGCUUGGGGCAAAGGUUGCUGCUCUUGAUCCUCUUGGUAUCAACUUUGCUGACCUGGAUCACUCUACACCUGCUGCCCUUAAGCUACAGACCUUUAAUCUAACUGAGGCUGACCUGGACAGAUCAUUUCAUUUGCCACCCAGCUGUUACAUUGGUGGGAAUGAGACAUCUUUGCCACUUAGAGAAAUCAUUAACAGAUUACAGAAAGCUUACUGUAAGCAUGUUGGGGUGGAAUUCAUGUUUCUGCAUAAUUUGGAGCAACAGCGCUGGAUUAAACACAAGUUUGAGAUGCCAGGUGGGCAAGAUCUAGCAAAGGAGGAGAAACGUACAUUGAUGGCAAGACUUAUCCGUUCUACAAGAUUUGAAGAAUUUUUAGCCAAGAAGUGGACUUCAGAAAAGCGUUUUGGGUUAGAAGGAUGUGAAUCUUUGAUACCUGCCAUGAAGACAGUGAUUGACAGUUCUAGCAUACUUGGCACUGAUAGCUUUAUCAUAGGAAUGCCUCAUAGGGGUCGUCUUAAUGUCCUAGCAAAUGUCUGCCGCAAGCCAUUAGAGCAAAUAUUCUGUCAGUUUGACUCUAAACUUGAAGCCGCUGACGAGGGAUCUGGUGAUGUGAAAUAUCAUUUGGGCAUGUGCCAUGAACGUUUGAAUCAUGCCACCAAUAAGCGUAUUAAGUUAGCUGUUGUAGCCAAUCCCUCUCACUUAGAGGCUGUCAACCCUGUUGUGCAGGGUAAAACCAAAGCAGAACAGUAUUAUAGAGGAGACACAGAGCAUAAAAGAUCUAUGAGCAUACUUCUCCAUGGUGAUGCAGCAUUUUCAGGCCAGGGUAUUGUGUAUGAGACUUUCCACUUGAGCGACUUGCCUGCCUUUACAACUGGGGGUACUGUACACAUUGUAGUCAACAAUCAGAUUGGGUUCACGACUGACCCCCGUAUGUCACGUAGCUCCCCCUAUUGUACAGAUGUGGCCCGUGUGGUUGGUGCUCCAAUCUUCCACGUGAAUGCUGAUGACCCUGAGGCAGUCACUUAUGUCUGUAAGGUGGCCUCCGAAUGGAGGGAUACAUGGGGCAAGGAUGUUGUCAUUGAUUUGGUGUGUUAUCGUAAAAAUGGCCACAAUGAGAUUGAUGAGCCAAUGUUCACACAACCACUCAUGUAUAAGAAGAUUGCUAAGCAUCCUAAGACCAUUGAUCAGUAUGCUGCUAAACUAAUAGCUGAGGGAACUGUCACUGAGCAAGAAUAUCAGGAUGAGGUCGCCAAGUAUGACAAAGUCUGUGAGGAAGCUUUCUUGGCUGCUAAGGCAGAGACAGCCGUACACAACCUGGACUGGCUAGACUCACCUUGGAUAGGAUUCUUUGAUGACAAGGACCCUAUGAAGUAUCCCGAUACUUCAGUGGAAGAAGACAGGCUGAAGACUAUUGGAACAAUGUUCAGUACACCACCAGGAGAUGGUUUCAAGCUCCACAAUGGUAUAAAGCGUAUCCUGAAGGGUAGAGCUGAGAUGGUAUCUAACAGAAUGGCAGAUUGGGCCCUGGGGGAGGCAUUCGCUUUUGGUUCUCUCUUGAUGGAUGGCAUUCACGUCAGGUUGAGUGGCCAGGAUGUAGAGAGAGGAACAUUCAGCCAUCGUCACCACGUCCUACAUGACCAGGAAAUUGACAAGAAAAUAUUUAAUUCGUUAAACCAUCUGUCACCUGACCAGUCAGCGUAUUCUGUGUGCAAUAGUUCCCUAUCAGAGUUUGGAGUAUUAGGAUUUGAGCUUGGUUAUUCUAUGACCAAUCCUAAUGCCCUUGUGAUCUGGGAGGCUCAGUUUGGGGACUUUAACAACACAGCCCAGUGUAUAAUAGACCAGUUCAUAUCUAGUGGUCAGGCUAAAUGGGUGAGGCAGAGUGGACUUGUCAUGUUGCUGCCUCAUGGCAUGGAAGGAAUGGGUCCUGAACACUCAAGUGCUCGUAUGGAGAGGUUCUUACAGAUGAGCAAUGAUGAUGCUGAGUAUUUCCCACCUGAGGGUGAAAACUUUGAAAUGCAGCAGCUUCAUGAGAUCAACUGGUUUGUCUGUAACUGUACUACUCCAGCCAAUCUCUUCCAUGUUCUCAGAAGACAGAUACAGUUGCCAUUUAGGAAACCACUUAUCAUGAUGACACCGAAGAGUCUCUUACGUCUGCCUGAGGCUAGGUCCAGUUUUGAUGAUAUGGUCACUGGAAGUCGAUUCCAGCGAAUCAUUCCAGAGAAUGGUCCCGCAUCAGAGAAUCCAGAUAAUGUAGAGAAAGUUAUCUUCUGCUCUGGUCGAGUAUACUAUGAUCUGGUGAAAUCUAGAGAUAUGGAGAAUAGAACUGAAAAGAUUGCAAUCUUGAGAGUAGAACAGGUUUCACCAUUUCCAUUUGACCUGGUGAAGGCAGAAUGUGAGAAGUACCGCAAAGCUAAGGUGGUCUGGGUACAGGAGGAACACAAGAACAUGGGUGGAUGGUCCUACGUACACCCUCGCUUUGAUACAGCUAUGAAAAAAGAUCCCAAAGCAAGACGUGUCAAGUACAUUGGACGACAUGCCGCAGCCUCUGCUGCAACUGGAAAUAAACAAAUGCAUUUAAUGGAGCAGUCCAAGUACAUCAAGGAGGCGAUUAGUCUCGUAUAGACAUUAGAUCCACACACUACAGAGUCUACAUGUGGCUGUUCAUGCUUUUCUUAGGAAAUAUCGUAGGAAUGAUGGAUUUGUGUGUGCUUAAAAUAUUUAUUUUUAUGCCUAUUCCUCUCCAUUUUCCUUUUACAUUUGAAUGACACAUUUGAUUUUUUUGUAUUUCUAUACAAUUUUGAGUGUUGACUUCGUGUCUGUUUUCUUGCUGGCGCCACUCUUUUCCACGUUAUUUUGCAUUCUAAUUAGCUGAAAACAAGAAGAAAUAUCUUUGAUAAUCAUUCAGGUGUUUGGCUCAUGCUUUAGUGACAUUUUAAUCUUCCUGCGAUAUUUCCAGAGGAACCACGAUAACUGACCAUAUUAAAAUCGAAAUAUAAGGUGGUGAAUUAUAUAUUUAUUGUUGUUGAGAGUGAAGUUGUGAGAUAGUGGAGGUUAAUAAGUUAGCUACUGCAUAAACACUGCAGAAAACAUGCAGUACAUUUCACUGGUUGUUUGAUGAACUUUAUGAACUUGGAAAAUUAAUCUGUUAUGUUAGUCAAUUUCAAUGCGAGAUAAAUGUAUUAUAAUUUUUGUCUAUUCGCAAGUAAAGAAAUAUUUGUACUCUAUCAUUUAGUACCUAUUAUAGUUACGUUGCUAACUGAUCAUUUCUGUAAUCUGAUUGGCUCAUGGACAUCCUUCUAUACACCAGUCAGAUAUUAGUUGUUUCGAACUUAUGAGUUCAUGUUUUCCUUAUCCAAUUCUAUUCUCAUUUAUAUUAUUUAUCAUAUAGCGUACAGUUAGUAUAUUCUAGUACAUGUACACCAGAUUCUAGUACAUGUACACAAGAUUCCAGUACAUGUACACAAUGUUCUAGUACAUAUAUAUGAGAUUUGAUGUGUACACCAGAUUCUAGUUCAUGCACAUUAUAUUCUUGUACAUGUAUUUCAGAUUCCAGUACACAUACAUGAGAUUCUGGUACACUAGUACAUGUAACUCCGAUUCUAGAACGUACAAUAAAAUUAUAGAAUCAUGUACCUCAUUUUCUAGAACAUUUACACCAGGUUCUAGUACAUGUGCAUCAUGUUCUAGUACAUGUACAUCAUGUUCUAGGGCAUGUACAUCAUAUUCUAGUACAUGUGUAUACGGGUUCUCUAAGAAAUCUCACCAAGUUUUGUGUAGUGUAUGAUUGGCAGAUUGAAGUCCGCAGUAAAAAUAUGCUUUAUCAAAUAUGCUUUGAUAUUUUUCAUUUAUGUUUGCAGUAUUGUACAUGAAAUAUGAAAUCAAUAUUAUAAGUAUAUGGAUAUAUAGAUAUGUAUAACAAAUGUUACUUUAUGUGGAUUCAACAAAAGUAUCCUACUGGUGCCAGUAUAUGUGUCCAAAAAACCUAUGCCUUAUGACAAGAACACAAAUUCAAGACAAUGGAUCAUUUAAAUCAAAAUGUGUUGUGCCAAACCAGAAUAGCCUGACAACGGUAAA